AUGCUUCGGCAGUGUGCUGGUUGCUACUGGCGGCGUGUGGCUCCCUUGUGGCGCUGCACGACCACAGAGCUGCUUCGGUCACUGUCACACUGUGUACCGCGCAGCAACGCUCGGGCAGCGACGACGUCUGCACGCACCACAGCCGCCGCGUUGGAGUCACCCAUCCUACGCAUGCGCAACAUUGGGGUUGUGGCACACAUCGAUGCCGGCAAGACGACCACAACAGAACGCAUGCUGUUUUAUGCGGGUGUCUUAAAGUGUGUCGGGGAAGUGGACAGUGGCACGACCACAACUGACUUCAUGAAGGAGGAGAUGGAGCGCGGCAUCACAAUUCAGUCCGCCGCUGUCUCCUUCCAGUGGAGGAAUCACAGCAUUCACCUCAUCGACACGCCUGGCCACGUGGACUUCACAGUGGAGGUGGAGCGUGCGAUGCGGGUGGUAGACGGCGUCGUUGCCUUGUUUGAUGCCUCUGCCGGUGUACAGGCGCAGAGUUACACGGUUUUGCGCCAAAGCAGAAAAUUUGGCAUUCCAGUGAUUGGGUUUUUGAACAAAAUGGAUAAGUAUAACGCAGACUUCAAGAUGUCUGUGGAGACUAUCCGGCGGAAGCUGGAGGUGGAGCCGCUUCUGCUGCAACUGCCGCUUCUUUGCGAGGACGGCAGUUUUGAGGGCGUCAUCGACGUGGUUGAGAUGCAGGCGUGUCGCUUUGGAGGCAACCACGGCGUGGAUGUGAUGAAGCAGGACUUGCGGUUGCCUGGCUUUGAACCGGCACACCUCCUCCAGGCGGCUGUGGUGGCGCGUCACGAGCUUAUCUCAACGUUGACCACACUAGACGACCCACUCUCGGACGCCGUGAUCGCCUUGCUAGAUCAGACCGACGGGGACGAGCAGAAGGCCGAGGAGUUGCUUCCGUGUGUCCAGCUACGCGCGGCGAUUCGGCGUCAGACGCUGCGUCAGGGGGUGCUAAGGCCGGUGAUGCCACUGCUUUGUGGGGCAUCUAGGCGCGACAAGGGGGUCCAGCCCUUGCUGGACGCUGUCGCGGACUACCUGCCCUCCCCGCUGGAUCGACCUCUAGCUGGCUACGCCCGCGACGGGGAAGUUGUGCCCCUCCCACCCGUUAGUGCCGCUCCCUCUGCCCCCGUGGUGGCGUUGGCGUUUAAGGUGACACACGCCACGAGCCCCAAGGGGCGACGCCAGCCUUUGGUCUUUUUUCGCGUGUACAGCGGCAAGGUUACACCGAGGAUGACGCUUGUGAACAAUAACUGUAAUCGACACGAGAAACUUGAAAAACUGUACGUGAUGCACGCGAAUCAUCAGGUGGAGGUUCCACACCUUGUCGCAGGCGAGAUUGGGGCGGCCUUUAUGCAGUUCACUACGACUGGUACCACACUUUUUGCAGCUCCUCAGCAACCUCCGCUGGACGCCGAUCACACGAGGAAGGAGGUAUUCACACUGGAGGGUAUCAGCCCACCGCCGGGUGUUAUUUCCUUUGCGGUUGAGGCUGCUACAAAACAGCAAAUUCCACUUCUUGAUGCGGCUCUUAAAGAGCUGAGUUUUGAGGACCCCAGUCUACGGGUUCAUAAGAACGAAUUUGGGCAAGUGGUCUUGAGCGGCAUGGGAGAACUGCAUCUUGAAAUCGUUAUGUCACGCCUGGAGCAUGACUACCAUCUAAAGUGUCGACUACUGCGGGCCGUCGUGGAGUACCGCGAGGUGGUACGCGAGGAAGUAGAGCUUCUGCAUGGGAUUGGAACAUACAAUGAACUCCCAUACGUUGACUGCUCGCUGCGACUCCAGCCGCUACUUGAGGCAGACGGCUCCUGCGAUCCAAGCCAGACUUGUUCCUUUGUGCUGGACGAGACGUUCACGGAUAAUUACCUUGCCAGGGCGGCCGUCUCCAGCAACGAUCGACGUCGCCGCGCGGAGGAUCACCAGCGGAAUGCGAAGGAGGAACUGCGGCUCCUCAGCGAUGUGUUUUCCAGCGCAGUUACGGAUUGCUCCCACAUGGGUCCUCUUGCUGGUCUUCCUCUCCACGGCGUGCAGGUUGUUUUGACGGCGUUCAAAAAGUUCGGCAGCACACAGCUGGUGGAGGGCCCGCUGCAGCAGGCGGCGCGCUCGCUUGUGCUGCAGCUGCUUCGCUCUGCUUCCAAAGCUAAGCUCGCCGCGAUGGAGCCGAUGAUGGAGGUGGAGGUGCACCUCUCUGAGGCAGCCUACAUUGGCGGGGUUGUGGGCUCCCUGAACGAACGUAAGGCCGUCACGGUGGACGUCCAAGACGGUGGGCGGUCGGUGAAGGCAAUCGUUCCGAUGCGAAACAUUGUGCGCUACACGAUGGAGCUUCGGAAGGCCGUGAAGGGGCACGCCAGCCUGUACACACGUC
Messenger RNA from Trypanosoma rangeli, 2371 nucleotides. RefSeq names its product elongation factor G2-like protein. Lineage: Eukaryota; Euglenozoa; Kinetoplastea; Trypanosomatida; Trypanosomatidae. The transcript has a single exon. The annotation marks the transcript as partial. Gene Ontology annotation, biological process: ribosome disassembly; mitochondrial translation. Gene Ontology annotation, molecular function: GTP binding; GTPase activity. Gene Ontology annotation, cellular component: mitochondrion. The record is from RefSeq and is a predicted model, not a curated record.